Molecule: messenger RNA, 913 nt
Organism: Oryza sativa Japonica Group (Japanese rice)
Lineage: Eukaryota; Viridiplantae; Streptophyta; Magnoliopsida; Poales; Poaceae
Source: RefSeq, a predicted model, not a curated record
CACCACCUCCCCAAUAAAACCCACGCGCGGACACAGCGCACGCAAAAUCGCAAAUCCACCCACCCAAACUCACGAAUUCGAUGGACACCGACCUCGGCGGCGGCGGCGGCGCGUCGGGGAUGGACGAAGCGGAGGCGGCCUUCUUCGCGCGGCGCGGGCGGCGGUGCUGCUGCUUCCCCUGGCCCUCGUCGGCGUCGUCCCACCAGCGGGUCGGCGGGGCGGAGGAGGAGAGCUGGUGGCAGCGCGCCGUGGACGCGGUGCUCAAGGUGCGGGAGUGGUCGGAGCUGGUGGCCGGGCCGCGGUGGAAGACCUUCAUCCGGCGGUUCGGCCGCGGCGGCGGCGGCGGCGGCGGCGGCGGCGGGCCGCGGCCGCACAACUACGGCCGGAAGCUCAACUACGACGCGCUCAGCUACGCGCUCAACUUCGACGAGGGCCACGGCGCCAGCCCCGAGGGCGACUACACCGGCUACCGCGACUUCUCCGCCCGCUUCGCCGCCCCGCCGGCCUCCGCCAAGUCGUCCAUGGACCUCGGCGGCCGCGACGCCCCGCCGCUCUUCAACCCGCCGCCGCCCCACGACGGCGCCGGCCGGGCUUGACCUCUCGUUCCUCUCCCCCACAAUCACUUCACCGGAUCAAACGAGAACACGGCGUCCUGUCCUCGAUUUGCUUCGGGUUGCAAUGUCGUGAUUUGGUGAGAAGCGAGAUCGAUCGUUGUUUCGGUUCGGUUCCCCUCUCAUCUUCUGUUUCCUUCAAUUGAGUUCGUUCGUUACUGUACAAAAAAGAACAUAGAUUUGUUUAAUUCGUUCUCUGUCAUCGAAUUGUCGCCGUGAAUUCGUCGAUCGUGUCGUGCCACAGUUUUGUCCCGAUUGAAGCAAACACGUUUGAAGUUUUUUGAUCGAUCAAAUUUUACUCC